Molecule: messenger RNA, 2496 nt
Organism: Engraulis encrasicolus (European anchovy)
Lineage: Eukaryota; Metazoa; Chordata; Actinopteri; Clupeiformes; Engraulidae
Product: G-protein coupled receptor family C group 6 member A-like
Exons: 8
Coding region: 1-2496 (831 amino acids)
Biological process (GO): G protein-coupled receptor signaling pathway
Cellular component (GO): plasma membrane
Molecular function (GO): G protein-coupled receptor activity
Source: RefSeq, a predicted model, not a curated record
AUGCUUGGUGCCAUCCACACCAUUGAGGUCGUCAAUGAGAUGAAAUUCCUCCACAAUGUUAAACUUGGAUAUGUUGUGUAUGACUCGUGUGCUGAUACCACCAAAGCUCUCCACUCUGUGCAACACCUGCUGUCUAUCAAUGGCUCUUUGCCCAUCUUGGAUGACUACUCUGAGUUUCGUCCAGAAGCAAAGGUUAUCCUGGGGGAGCGGUACUCACUAUUGAGUAUCCCUAUAGCCAAGCUUCUCAGCGUAUAUCUCUUCCCUCAGAUAAGUACAAAAUCAUCUGCUGAUAAACUGAGUGAUCGGCUGAGGCACCCAAGCUUCUUCCGAGUGAUCCCCAGUGACGUGCACCAGACUGAGGCUUUGGCACAGCUGAUAUAUCACUUUGGAUGGAACUGGGUGGGCCUGGUCUCCAAUGACGAAGAUUACGGCAGAGGCGCUCACCAGAGUUUCCUGAAGCAUGCAGCAGGUGCUGGGGUGUGUGUGGCCUAUGAGGAGGUCAUUCCACACUAUCUGGAGCAUGAGCAGAGUGAGCAACGAAUCAAAGAGGUGGCCAGACGGAUACAACAAUCUGAUGCAAAGGUGGUGAUGGUGAUCCUCAGACUUCACCAAGUGAAGCUGCUGUUUGAGGAGAUGAUUCGAAUCAACACAUCUCGAGUAUGGAUCGCUAGUGACUCUUGGUCCAGAUCAACAUUAUUGAUCGGCAUGCAAGACAUUGACAAGGUUGGAGACAUUAUUGGAUUGAAUUUCAUCACAGGUAAAAUACCUGGCUUUGAACAUUACUUGUAUAAUAUAACAGUCAAGCCAGGGGUGAGAAAUGACUUAAUUGAAGAGUACCAACACAUCAUUGGCUGCUCUGGCAGCUCACCCAGACCUUGCAGUUUUCCUAUCCCGGACGGUCCCGGAUGGCUCUUUGGUGAGAGAGUGGCCAUUUGGGCAAUAGCACAUGCCCUGAGAGACCUACUCAGGUGCGAUGACACAUCUUGCCCAGGAGAGACCAACUUCCCUCCAUAUAAGCUUGUUGAAAAGCUCCGUAAAGUGAACUUCACACUUGAUGACGAUAAAGAAGAGUACAAGUACUUCAGCGAGGAUGGUGACUUUGAAGAAGGUUAUGAUGUACUCUUGUGGGAUUCUGGUGCCGCUAGAACCAUAGGGAAAUUCAACGUACAUACAAAACAAGUGAACAUCUUCUCUUCUUCUGAUAUCGUCUGGAAUGUUGGACCAAACAACACUAAACCUUCAUCACAGUGCUCAGAAUCAUGCAAACCUGGCUAUUUCAAGAAGGCGUCAAAAGUUUUUUGCUGCUACACCUGCCUUCCUUGCAGUGAGGGGAAGUUCUCCUCUGAAUACGAUGCAGAUGAGUGCCGUGCUUGUCAGAACGGAACUUGGUCUCUGAUAGGACAGUCUAAAUGUGAAGCACGCAGAGAGUCGUAUCUGAAGUGGUCUGAACCAUAUCCCAUUGCUCUGCUGGUGGCUGUUGGCAUUGGACUGCUUUUUCUCUUGAUAUGCUUUGUGUGUUUCAUCGUCAAACGGCAUGCCUUAAUUAUCAAAGCCUCCAAUCUCCUCAUGUCUUGCUUCAUGAUGUUCGGCCUGGCGGUCAGUUUUGGCAGCGUGGUCCUGUUCAUGGACAAACCCAGCAGACCACUUUGUCAAGCCCAGCAAGCCUUGUACGGACUGGGCCUCACUCUCUGUGUCUCUUGCAUUCUGGUCAAAGCCUUCCGCACAUUCCUGGCCUUCAUGGCAUUCGACCCUGUGCGACGUGAUAGACUGAGCAAGCUCUACAAGCCAGUGGUCAUCAUGGUCCUGUUGACCAGUGUCCAGGGGUUCAUCUGCCUUUUCUGGCUGAUCUUUGACAGCCCAGGUGUAGAUCCAACACCCCCAUCCAACCAGAGCAUGGUGCAUGUUUUGCAGUGUAGCGAGGGCUCGAAAAUAGGUUUCGGAGUCAUGCAUGGCUACAUCGCCUUGUUGGCGCUCGUUUGCUUCCUGCUAGCGUUCAAAGGAAGAAGGGUUCCGCACGAUUUCAACGAGACAGGGGUCAUCAUCUUCAGCAUACUCAUCCACUUGUUCGUGUGGCUCUGCUUCAUUCCCAUCUACAUCACCAAGAACGAGUCGCGUCCCAUCGUGCAGGCCUCAGCCAUCCUGGUCUCCAACUACGGAAUCAUAUUCUGCCUCCUCGUGCCCAAGUGCUACCGAGCCAUAUUUGGCAGAAACACUGCAGAGAAGAUAAGGAAGCGUCUGCGAAAUUUCACAGACCUCCCGCCUUCUGUGGAGCCCUCUCCUCUGGCAAUAGGGGAGGGGGAAGACAAUCGGUCCGCAUCCAUGACUUUUGGUCCUCGUCCGUUCCCAGAUUCAACAGAUUCUGGGAUUAUAAAUGGCAGUAUCUCACACUGGGGACGCAUGUCAUCCAUCUGGGAGACAGGAACCAGCGCUUCCAUCAGCACAAAUGGAGGAAUGACAAAUCGGAUCCAUAUGUGUGCCCGGCCUGAGAGCCUGUGA